This is a messenger RNA of Vitrella brassicaformis, 4640 nucleotides long. The record is from the annotation of a GenBank genome assembly. NCBI's taxonomy places the organism in Eukaryota, Vitrellaceae.
GCCAAGAUGAAAAUGACCGACCGACCGACCGACCCGCUCCAUUCCAUUCCAUUCCAUCUCGUUCAUCACCAGAUGUCCUCCUCGAAACCCCAAACCUGCACACACACACACGCGACGGCCACACACCUUAGAAAGCACCUCAAUGCGCCAGACGAGCAAUCGUGUGGUACCUGGAAUGUCUUGACGAUGAAGUCCUCCGAUGACGCCAGCACGGGGUUGUCGAAGGUGGCGCACGGAGACGACGAUCCUGACCGAUGCACAGACAGACAGAUGGCACAUGUCCGAGCAUGGGCAUCGAUCGCAUCAUGGCAGUCAAUCUGUGCGUACUGGCUGACCUCUGAGGAACUCACUGUCCACAAUCAACGCGUAAUGACCCCUGCACACACACACACACACACACACACAUGCCAUCUGGUCUCUCUGCUCCUUCUCCUUCAUCGCUGUGGUAUGGAUGGCUGACUGACCCGCCGCCCACAGCGAUGAUUUUGUCGUCUGAGAAAAGGAAGAAGUCGUUGCGGCCCGUCCAGAAGAAGGCACGGAGAGGCGGCAGGUGGCGGCGACCAACAGACAUCUUGGUGGUGGCACGCCGCGCCUCCAACGCAUCGAUCUCCUGCUCCUCCCCCGCCGCCCCAGCCCCCUCUGCCGCCUCUCCCGGUGCGCUGGAUGGCGCAGACAUGGCCACCACUGCCGGCAUGGACAGGUGCUUGUGGAUGCUGCCGUGGUCGAGCUGGUGCUGCUGGUAGCUGUCCGUCGUGGGCGUCAGCUGCUGCUGCAGGUCGGCUGCAUGCUCCUCGCGGAAGGUGAAGACGAACGUCUCGCCUGUGUGUGGAGCGCACAGACACAGGUGAAAGGGCAUGUGAGCUAGCUGUGAGGUGGGGUGUGUGUGAGUGUGAAGGGGCUGCUCAGCUCACCCGUGCCGUAGUACUUGGACGCGUGGCGGAACGGCUCCGAACAGUACGCACCGAACACCUGAACCGGAUGAGCGACACAUCGACGAGUCCGUGUCUGUGUGUCGUCAGUGUGAUUGACCUACCGUUCCGCCCAUGUCCUCGAUGAGCAGCACACACGGCCCCUUGUCCUCCAAAUUGCGGUAAAACCUAUGCACAGACACAACAGCACCAUAGAUGCAUGUGUGUGAUGACUGUCGACAAGGGUGUGGAUGUGUGUGUGCGUACGUCUGCAGCGAUAUGCCUGAGAAUUUGAGGCCGUACAGAAGCGACCACCGACGGAAGGCCAGCCGUGGGGGCAGGUUGGCGGAGAUCUGAUGCACGAUAUAAGGCGUCAGCAGCGACGCCGCAUUCUCUGAACAAAUGCGCAAACACGAGACAACGACCCCCAAUCAAGACCCGGCUGCUUGUCUGGCUGCGUCAUAUAUAUACCUGGUACAUCGAAUCUGGUCAGUGCGGACAUCUCUGACCUCACACUCGACCGGCGGCUGCCCUGGGCCUCCAGCGGCAGGUCGCUGUAGUCCACCACACCCUUGCCCUUCUUGACCACCGAAUGGUGGCCCGUGUCGACAUCAUGCGACUGCGCCCUCACCGGCGCCCCCUGUGCGGAGGGGGCCUCGUGCCGCUGCUGCUGCUGCUGGCCCUCUUCCCGCUCCCGCUCUUGCUGUUCUUCGAGAUCUCCGUCGCUCACUGCUCGGCUGAUGGCCCUGCAACAAGCAAAGGGCGGGCGGCAGCUGCAGCUUAGGCGAGAGGCCCCUUGUUUGGCGUGAUGGUGAGUAGAUGGGGGUGGAUGUUUGACAUUAUGGUGGGUGGGAGUGGGGGUGGGAGUGGCCCUGCCCUGCUUCACUUGAGACCUUUUUUGGUUCUCCUCCUCCUCCAGGCAGAUCUCGUCCGACUCCACCGGGGGCAGCAGGUGGGCCAAGGGCAGGGGGCCGGAAAGGGACUGCCGGGUGGCUACAGGCAGACAGAGAGACGACGCACCAACAGUGAAUGAAUGGAUGAAUGGAUCAUGCGAGCAUGACACACACGGACCGUGGGGGCCGCCUGGGGUACCUACCUAGCGAUGCGAAGGGUAUAGAGGUGAGAGUGAAGGUCUCAAGCGAUGAGUCCUUCCCCUCCAGCGACUUCUGCGAAGAAAGAUGCAACAAAACGCAGCCACACACAUUAAUACAUUAUUACGUGCCCGGGAACCCCCCUCUGUCUGUGAGUGCGUAUUUGCUGACUGACUUGGCAGAGGUCGAUGUAGUCGACCAGCCGCUGGGUGAGGGCGUGCAGCUUGUCCUUGUCCGGCAGCUGACACACACACAACCAACCACCGUCCUCACAAUAGGCGUGUGCAUGAUAUCCUCUCCUCUCCCCUUCUCCUUCCCCUCUCACCCGAAACACAACAUGGUGCGGCCCCCCCGGCCGCGGCGAUGUGGUGGUCGAUUUGUCUGGCGUCUUGGACCCCAUCGACAGGGGCGACAGGAACGACCCCGUCGUGUGACUCAGCCGCACCUUGAAGCUACCACCCAGUAUCCGCCCCACGCCACUCAGCCCCAGCCCCCCCAACCCACCCUCUUGCGCCGGCUCCUCCACACCCGACACAGCCACCGAUGUGCGCGCAGACGGUUGCUCUGGUGCGCCACGCGUCUCGACCCCGUCCUUGAAGCUGACGCCUUUGGCGGAUUUCGCCAGGUCUGUGUGUGGUGAGAGGGAGUCGGUGGGCUGCUCGACGGAGGGUGUGAGGUCGAUGGGCGGUGGUGGGAGGGGAGGGUGUGGGGACCUGUCACGGUCCCCCAUGGCAGAGGUGCGGGAACGGCUGGGGACGGGGGACACAGACGCCCGCUCGCCACGCUGCCGGCGACUCGAGCUGCGACUCCGGCUGCGAGCACUGAGACAUAGAGAGAGAGGAAUAAGGAAAGAGGCAGUUGAGAACCUGAGCCAUGUGUGUGGGGGUAGGUAGACAUUCUGCUGACUGACCUGCCGUCGAGUGUGCGCACGACAACGUGUAGGUAGUAGACCCGCUCAGUGGAUGGAGCCAAACCUGCAGCGACCACCAGAUGGACACACGGCCAGCCAGAAGAUUCUCCUGCGGCUCAGGUGUGUAAGUGAGGCUGUGGUGCAGCGCUGACUGACCUUCCACUGCUCGUGCUUCCGACCUCGGGACACUGACGGCCCCGCACUCCAGUAUGUCCCUCAUGUCAAUGUACACCUGAAAGGUACCGAUCCCGCGACUGGCAACGUGACCCGAGCGGGGAUCUGACACGACACACAACAUAACCACACACAUGCAUGUGCUUACCGCAUGGCUAUGACCAUGAGCCGGCCGAUGUGGCUGGCUGCUGUUGUUGGCUCACUCGCUCACCGGGUUCGAAAGUGACAGCAACUUUUGACACGGUGAGUAUGCCAGGCACCUCUAGAUCAGGGGUGCAGUACAGCGCGCUCUCUGAGGUCACACACGCAUGGAACACACACAGAGAUACACCGAAUGCAGCACCGUGGCUGGUUCCCUCACCCUUGGCUGCUUCCAUGGUCGGCGAUUGUGAUGGCGUGACGCCCAUGACCUCCAUGCUGCUGCUGCUGGCGGGUUGGUGCGCCAGCUUGCCGAAGGGGCCCGCCUUGGGACUCCGGCGGGGAUACGCACCCGGCUGGAUGCUGUUCCGCACAUUCCCGCGCUGACCACACAAGGCACACAAGGCACAUGAACACACACAACGAGCUGACUGAAUGUCUGGCUGCUCUCUCUCCCCUCCCCCCUGAUAUGGCUUUCAUUGGCUCACGAAGUAACCGUCGGCCGGUCUGUGUGCGAAGUGCGUGUGUCUUGCCCUCCGUGAGGGGUCUGCGGGGGCCGUCCCGGGGCUCGAGGGAGGGCCUGGCCCGCCGGGUGACAACACCAUCUGCUCCUGACACACACACACACCAGGCAAGCCGAGAGUGAUGCCUCGAGGACGGCACAGUACACGUGUUGGUUGUCCUGUGUGUGUGUGUGUAUGGUAUCACUCACCUGCGAAGGCGCCUCCAUUUCCGGGGCCGAUUCAGUGCGGAUGGUCUCAUCUGCCCCCUCUUCUCGCGGACGAUGCACCACACGGCCGCCGCCCGGCUCAGUCCUGCACACACACACACACACACCGCUUUGCUCGGCGCUGCAGUCAUCUCAACUCCUCCUCAAGGAGAUUGCGCGGACCUUGUUUCCCGCAUUUCCAUGGGUUGGCCGCUAACCGUCUGCUGCUCGUGCUGAGCCGCGUCCCGCACACGAAUGUUCAUCGCAUCGGCUGCACACAACACACAAAGCACAGAGCGCAUCAAAAGUCGUGGUUUCCGCGCUGGAUGAGCAUGGUUUUCGGUCCAUGCGGUGUGCUGACCAACUUCCGUCGCGAACCGCAGCCAGCUGCUGCUCUGAAACAUCCCUACUCACUCACUCAGGCCGGCCUGCACGCCCGCCGUGCUGUCGCGAUCUUGAGACGCCUCUCAAGCCGCCGCUCUUGUCCCAAUCGCUUGCUCGUUGACGCCUACAACCUCCCAUUCAUAACGAGCUCUCUCUCAACAGCGAUCCAUCUCUGCGAGCUUGGCUUUAGGCCGCCUCCUCUUUUCCUUCUCUCUCCCUCCUGAAUGAAAUGGAUGACAGAGCCGUCUGCGUGCGGGGAGCGGUAUGGUGCUGAGUGAGUUGAGGGCUGGUGUUUUUGACUGACUCAUGCCGUCGCAGGCGCUCCC